Messenger RNA from Stegodyphus dumicola, 2912 nucleotides. Its product is annotated as coronin-6-like. The record is from RefSeq and is a predicted model, not a curated record. Gene Ontology annotation, molecular function: actin filament binding. Lineage: Eukaryota; Metazoa; Arthropoda; Arachnida; Araneae; Eresidae. Gene Ontology annotation, biological process: actin filament organization.
GUAAUCUUACAUAACAUGACUAUGUAUCUUUUUAAGUCGGACCUCUUCCAAGAUGACUUGUAUCCAGAUACUCUUGCUGACAUACCUGCUAUUUCAGCUGAAGAGUGGAUAGAUGGUAAAGAUGCUGAUCCUGUUUUGAUCUCAUUGAAGGAAGGAUAUGUGCCUUCAAAGAAGCAGGAAUUAAAGACAAUUUCAAAGUCCAAUAUCUUAGACAAUAUGCCUAAGAAAAACAGCCCAACGCCACAGCCUUCGAAGCAGAAACUGGAUGAAUUGUUGGAAGAAGUAAAAAAGUUAAAGAUGACCAUCCAAAAACAUGAAGUUCGCAUUUUAGAUCUUGAAAAGAAAUUCGAAAGUAGAACUGGGCAAAUGAAUCUUCUGAAAAAAGCUCAAACCAAUAAUCAUGGAGAGAAACAUUUAAUGCCUGAUGAAGUGUGAUUUAAAUACAUUUAGUUAUAUUUCAUUAGUUAAUGUUUUAUUAUGCAUUGUUUCUUUCUCAAUUGUAUUUAAAAAAUCCGUGCCUGUAGGUUAUAAAUAUUGACAUCCCAUUUAUAUAUAGAAUGUACUGUAAUUAAACUUUUUAUAUCAAUUUUCUGUGUACAAAAUUUACAUCUAAUACAUUCCUUUUUUUUUCCCCCUUGAGAUAUAUCAUUCAUAUACUUUUUGGAUAAUUUGAAUGUGUGUGAUGAAUCUCACUACAUUUUAAGAAAAGUGUUUGUGAAAUUUGUAAUAACCGUUUGUUUUGCAAAUCAAGUAUUGAAGUCAUAUGACUCAUUAAAUCAUUUUUGUAUGUUUAAAAUGUAUGCAACAUUUGAACUGUUAAAUGAUUUUAGUUGCCGAUCAAUUAAAUGUUUCAUAAUCAUUUCUAAAGUUAUAUAAAAUAAAGUAUGAACAUUAAAAAUGUACAUAAUUUUGAUGGUUUCAGUAUAUUCCAUUUUUGAAGGUUUAGCUCUGUAAGCAUUUUAUUUUUGAUGUCUUUAUAUACUGUAAAUUAUUAAUUAUAUGUAAUCAAAAUUCAUUUUAAAAUAGCAUGUUGAUAUGCACAUUGCAUUUUAAAUCUAAGUGCAUAACCUGCAAGAUUGCCUUUUUUAUCUCGUAAAUUUGUUAAUUAAAAAAUAAUAUAAAAUAAAUUUCAUUGUGAGAACAAGUUCUAGAUAUAUUCACUGAAAUAUAAUAACUUGUUUUUUAAUAUCAUAUUGAUGGCAUUAAAACUAAAUUUUAGCAUAUCGUAUAUUUUCAGUAAUGUUUUCGUAUUAAAAUAGUUUGUAUGGCUCAAAUAUACCAAAAUGUGUAAUUACUUUUGGGUAAUUUUUAAAAUGUUCUGAAACUUUAUUUACAUAUGUAACUAGCUACUAAAUUAUUAAAUGCACUUUUUAUAUUGAGUUGUGAUGUGGUUUUGUAAAUCAAAUCUGAUUGUUAAUGUGUCUUGUAAUUUUAUUAACAAUCAUGUUUUGAGUUCUUUUUGCAUUUAUGAAGUAUAAAUGUUCUCAAUUCCAUUAUAAUAGUCUUCCAUUUUUUUCAUUUAACGACAAUUAAAAUAGAUGUCAUCAAAAUGUAAGUCUCAAUUUUUACAAAACUUGUACAACAGUUAAAUUAUGAUACUUCUAUUUAUUUUAAUUUUAGCUCAUAUAUGAUCAUAAUUUCAUUUUGUAAUUUUUCAUUUGUACAGUAAGGAAUGCAAUUAGUGUUCAUGGCAUUGCAUCAACAAAUUCCAAAAUUCAAAAUUUGUAUACUACUUUUGUAAUUUGACAAAAUUCCUAUUACAGGAUCUUAGUGUCAUACUUGUGAUAGUUUUUUAUUGAAAAUUUUUACUGUUUAUGCACUUCUCUAAAUAAAAGAUUACCCUAUAUAAUGUGAAUUCUUUAAGAAUAUAAAGUGCUAACUUGCAGUUUUUUUUAAUCUUUUUUUCAUUGAGACAUAUUUUGCAUAGGUUAUAAAAAUAUAACUUAGUUAUAUUGCUACCUCUAAUAUGUGUUCUUUCCUUAUACUCUUUUCUAAUUUUAUUCCAUUAUUCUUAAUGAACUCUUACCCAUGUAAUAUGUCUGAAUUUAUGUCUUCCUUGUAAAUUAAUUUAUUGAGGUAGAUUGUAGAGCUUUUAAUCGAUCUAUAAUAUUGUUUAGAUGAUUUCAUUUUAAUAAUAUCAAAACAGCAUAAAUUUAGGAAAAGAAUAGAGAAAAAGUGUUUAAAGCUUUUGAGCUUUUAAAACUUUUCUCCGCUUUUUGAUAUUGGGUUGUUUUGAUAUAAAGUAUAACAAUAUUUUUUUCAGGUGAACUAUGUAAAAUUAACCUUAAGAAACAGUUAUCAUGUGAUUUUUAUGUCAACACCAGAGGGCCUAGGUUGGUUUUACUACUUGCACUACUAAAACAUAACAUUUAUGAGAGGAUGUAAAUUUAAAUAUAAUUUUGUAUUUUUGAUUUUAACUCUUCUUCAAACAAAAAUUACUUCUGAUUGAAAACUUUGAAUUUGGGAUAUAAUAUGACUGUUUCCAUUAAGAAAAAGUUAUGCAGUCAACUCCCAAAUAAGGGGUCCUAUCAAAAAAUUAAAGUUUAUUUAUUGUGAAACGGAAGAAAAAUUACUCUGACAUAUUUUGAAGCAAGUUUUAAGACUCUUUGAAAAAUACAAAAUCGAAAAAAAAAAAUUUAAAAAAAAAUGGAGUAACAGCAGGUGAUAACAGAUAAUGCCAUAAAUAUCCAGGAGCUGUUUUGAUCCAUAGCAGUAUUGUGCAUAAUCCAGGAUAUAUAAAUAUCCUUAAAUCAUCUGUUAAAAAUAAACUACCAAGUUCCAAAAGUAAGUUUACAAUCAUCAUAAUCUGCUAUUUCACGCUGAACUUCUAUUAAAAUACAAAUGUAAUACACACACACACACAAAAAAAAAAAAAAAAAAAAAUUGCGCAGUGGUGUGAGGGAAAAAAAAAA